UUCCUAUCUCCUCCCUUUCUCUGAUACCGCUGGUACUUGGACUUGGUGGUCACUAGUUACCACAGUCACAAACCCCGCCCAUUUCUACAAUUUUCUUCUUCAAAUUUGGAUUUUAACCUAACCUUAUCCAGACGGUUAACCGUAUGCCUAACAAUAACCCUUAAUUAAUACCCCAAGUCACAUUUUUUUUUUUUUUUUUAUAAAUAUUUUACUAUAUAGUUGAAACACUUGUUGGACUCCCGUUUGCAUUGCGUGUGUGCGUCACAUCUGUGCCACCCCAAAGUCAUUCCAGUUUUCUAGUGUAGCUAGCUAGCUAAGUCAUCUGGAUUGACAAGAAUCUAGAAUGUCAUAUAGAACAUUUGAGGACGUGAAGGAAGUCAUUCUAUCAGCCCACAAAAACACAGAGGCCGGGGAUAAAGUCGGCUUUUACAACACCUGGGCAGAGAACUAUGACCAGGACGUGGGUCUUCUGGACUAUCGAGCGCCGAGUCUGGCGGCAAACUGCCUGUCUCCCUGUUUCCAUGGCGACCGGGUGACAGCAGUGAUUCUGGAUGUGGCCUGUGGCACUGGAUUGGUCGCAGCACAGCUGAAAAGGAUGGGCUUCAGGCAUUUUGUGGGCGUUGAUGGGAGCAAAGGCAUGUUGGAACUGGCCAAUAAGACGGGCCUCUACCAGGACCUCAAGCAAUGCAUGCUGGGAGACGAACCACUUCCUGUCCAAGCUGCGCAGUUUGAAGUGGUAGUGAUUGUUGGGGCGCUAAGCGACGGCCAAGUGCCAGUGAGAGUCAUCAGAGAGUUGUGCCAGGCCACCAAACCAGGUGGUUACGUCUGCAUGACAACCAGAGGUAACCAUGACAACCUGGAGUACAAGGCAGCGCUGGAGCGUGAGCUGGAGCUGAUGGAGGGGGCGGGACUCUGGGGUCCCGUGGCGAUCACAGAGGUGGAGGAGUGGGAGAAAGCCGUAGCGGAGCCGGAGAAGGGGUACAUACCUGGAGUGGUGUAUGUUUACAGGAAGUCAUCACUGUGACAUUAUCACAAACACGUGUACUGUUUUUUUUUCUCCCAAAAUAAUUUCCAUAUAAAUCAUUUGUCCAUGUAAAUGGACAAUAAAGUAUAGUGUAUCGUAUCACAUUGACCUCAUCACAGUAACAGACCUGUAACAACCCUGUACAGUAACACCUGUACAGUAACACCCCAGUAAAGUAACACACCUGUACAGGCCAUAACAGUGACAUCACAGUAACACCACUGUGCAGUAACACACCUGUACAGGCCAUAACAGUGUCAUCACAGUAACACCACUGUGCAGUAACACACCUGUACAGGCCAUAACAGUGUCAUCACAGUAACACCACUGUGCAGUAACACACCUGUACAGGCCAUAACAGUGUCAUCACAGUAACACCACUGUGCAGUAAGACACUUGUACAGGCCAUAACAGUGACAUCACAGUAACACCACUGUGCAGUAAGACACUUGUACAGGCCAUAACAGUGACAUCGCAGUUACACACCUGUACAGUCUGUGACAGUGGCGCCCUCCAUUGGCAUUGAGCGGCCAUCUUUGAAGGCAGCUACUAUUCCAAAGAUAAAGAUGCCUAGAAAAUGCUUAUCCAAUAGAAAUCCCCUCAAUCACGCUUGUAGACAAUGUUAUGGCGACGUUAGCUAGUGAAUAUCAUCCACAGAAAAAUGAAAUCAGGUCUAACGGUCGUGUUGCUCCGAACUGCUCCAUUUUAGCUAGUGGCCAUUACAGAGUGUCUAUAUACCAAAUAUUGAAUGAAUCUGAGUUGCGGUUCAUGAGAAGAAGAAUUUUAAAGGAAUUUAGCAUUAGCUUUAUGCUAGCCCUUUUUUGUCAAACUUCAAAGACCCGUGUUGUCUUUGGAGAUAUCAACAACAAACUUAUUUAAUUAUGAUCAAUCAUGUACGAGUUGUAUUUGAUAGUUUGGCUGAUAGAACAAAAUAGCCUGGAUUUAUAGGCAUCAAAGUUUGUGAGAAGUUGUCGUCAGACAAGCCAGUUGUAGCUUCAGAAGUUGUAGUAGAGUCGUCGUCAGACAAGCCAGCUGUAGCUUCAGAAGUUGUAGUAGAGUCGUCGUCAGACAAGCCAGCUGUAGCUUCAGAAGUUGUAGUAGAGUCGUCGUCAGACAAGCCAGCUGUAGCUUCAGAAGUUGAAGUAGAGUCGUCGUCAGACAAGCCAGCUGUAGCUUCAGAAGUUGUAGUAGAGUCGUCGUCAGACAAGCCAGCUGUAGCUUCAGAAGUUGUAGUAGAGACGUCGUCAGACAAGCCAGCUGUAGCUUCAGAAGUUGCACAAGUAAAGUUGCAUGAGUAAUGCAGAGUAAUUCUGGAGGUGGACACGGUGACAUGUAGAUGCAAGUCAGACAAUUUUGUAUCCCCAAAAUGCAACAUACAUUGAAAGUUGGUGAUCAAUGGAAUUGGGUAAGAGCAUUUCCUUUGUAUCGUUGUUGAUAAUGUUUCUUGAACUAUUUGUAAUCGUAUACUGUCUAUAUGGUUUUUGUUUGUUUAUUUAUUUUUCAUAAGGUAGACAUUUAUGAGCCUUUAGCUGUUGUAAUCAUCAUGUAUGUCAAUUGUCUUUUUUGGUGUUUAAACUCAAUCAAAUCAUAAAAUCAAAUGUUUUUAUAAAGCCCUUUUUACAUCAGCUGAUGUCACAAAGUGCUUAUACAGAAACCCAGCCUAAAACCCCAAACAGCAAGCAAUGUAGAACGUGGUGGCUAGGAAAAACUCCCUAAAAAGGUAGGAACCUAGGAAGAAACCUAGAGAGGGACCAGGCUCUGAGGGGUGGCCAGUCCUCUUCUGGCUGUGCCGGGUGGAGAUUAUAACAGU
Salmo salar (Atlantic salmon) is the source of this 2834-nucleotide messenger RNA. It is a transcript of the gene mettl27, whose product is annotated as methyltransferase like 27. Lineage: Eukaryota; Metazoa; Chordata; Actinopteri; Salmoniformes; Salmonidae. Gene Ontology annotation, molecular function: S-adenosylmethionine-dependent methyltransferase activity. The record is from RefSeq and is a predicted model, not a curated record.